Phyllopteryx taeniolatus (common seadragon) is the source of this 3891-nucleotide messenger RNA. It is a transcript of the gene lrfn5a, whose product is annotated as leucine rich repeat and fibronectin type III domain containing 5a. The record is from RefSeq and is a predicted model, not a curated record. Gene Ontology annotation, molecular function: protein binding. Lineage: Eukaryota; Metazoa; Chordata; Actinopteri; Syngnathiformes; Syngnathidae. The transcript has 10 exons. Bases 1006 to 3543 code for a protein of 845 amino acids.
GCAAGAGAAGCAAGCGGUCACCGUGGACCGAGGAUCAGCCGAGCUACUGUAAUUAAAUUGGAAACUCUUCACCGAACUUCUUUGAAACCUUUAUCGGUACAAAAAAAAUUUUUUUAUUAUUAUUUUAAUGCUAUUUUAAUUAUUAUUAUUUUUUAUUAUUAUUUGUUUUUCUCCCGCGGACGAAAUUGACUUGACACAGAUUCACAUAUGCGAAGAGAGAGAGAGAAAGCGAGAGAGAGAGAGACAGAGCGAGAUAGAGAGAGAGAGAGAGAGAGAGAGAAAGGGAGAGAGCGCCUUGCGACUGGAAAGUGAAUUCAAAUGUUUCGUUGUAAAGGUCGCACCUAUGGUCCACCCAAGGUUGGACCUGUGUUAAUUCCGUUCUUAAGUCGAGCUGGUUUUGGAAUGCGUCUUGCUUUGGAUAUUGAGUUCUUGUAGAGGAAUUGUUCGCGGGUCACCUGCGCGAGGAGCGCGCUGGUGGUGGGACGGAGUGCAAGUGGCAAAGGUAAACGGCUGUCGUCACUCCGUUUCAGCUUCUCUCGGAUGGGAUUCUUGACGGACCGAGCGGAUGGAGGGAUGAAACGCGGAGAAAAAAGAGAGAGCAAGAGAGACGAGGGCGAGAAGCAGGACGCGGUCGACGUGAAUGCAGAACGGACGCACCCCUCUGGAAGACUGAGAUCUUAAACCGAUACGGGAUUUACAUUCACCUCAAGGGAUAUCACCUAUGCACAUACAUUCAUGGGUCUUCUUUUCAUUUGGAACCAAUUAUUGUGGAGUUACGACUGGAACUGAAUUCUAAGGAUGGGGAUUUGGUGAGAUAACUGAGCCCUGACGUUUGGUGAUCGAAGGAAGCCAAUAAAGGCUGCACGUCCAGGAAAAGAGUGAAGAAAAACGUAAGUUUUUUUUAAUCAGAAGCCUUUUCAAUGACAAUCUACGGUAACGUGAAUCCUGAAGCAGAUUGUCGACUUUCACAUCUGUCAAGGUGACCAGUUCAGACGGGCGGUAACCAUGGAGAGACUGUUGCUGUGUGUGAUGGUGGCAGUUGCCAUGGCAGUUCGCGCACAGAUCUGCCCAAAGCGCUGCGUAUGUCAGAUCCUCUCACCCAACCUGGCAACACUCUGUGCCAAGAAAGGUCUACUAUUUGUUCCACCAAACAUUGACAGGCAUACAGUAGAACUGAGGCUGGCUGACAACUUUGUCACGAGUGUGAAGAGGAAAGACUUUGCAAACAUGACACGGCUUGUGGACCUAACGUUAUCCAGAAAUACCAUCUCCUUCAUCACACCUCAUGCCUUUACCGAUCUUGAGAACCUCAGAGCCCUGCAUCUCAACAGUAAUCGGCUGACAAGGAUAGGCAAUGACACGUUCAGUGGGAUGUCCAAGCUCCACCACCUAAUUCUGAACAACAACCAGCUGGUACUGAUCCACCAGGGAGCAUUCAAUGACCUGCUGGCACUGGAAGAACUGGAUCUCAGUUAUAAUAACCUAGAUUCCAUUCCUUGGGAGGCCAUCCAGAAAAUGACAAGCCUCCAUACAUUGAGUUUGGACCACAACAUGUUAGACUAUAUUCCAGAGGGAACAUUUUCAUUGCUACAGAAACUCAACCGGCUCGAUGUCACCUCAAAUAAACUCCAAAAGCUCCCUCCGGACCCUCUCUUUCAGCGAGCACAAGUUCUGGCCACGUCUGGGAUGCUGAGCUCCUCAACCUUUGCACUGUCAUUUGGCGGAAACCCGCUGCAUUGCAACUGUGAGCUACUUUGGCUGCGAAGGCUUAACCGAGAGGAUGACUUAGAGACAUGUGCCUCACCUCAGCACCUCUCUGGACGAUACUUUUGGUCCAUUCCUGAGGAAGAGUUCCUGUGUGAACCCCCGCUCAUAACCAGAUACUCCCAAGAGAUGAGGGUCCUCGAAGGGCAGAGAAUGUCACUCAGAUGUAAGGCCAGAGGUGAUCCAGAGCCAGCAAUACACUGGAUAUCUCCUGAUGGCAAACUAGUUUCAAACUCAUCAAGAACACUGGUCUACACCAAUGGAAGUCUGGACAUCCUCAUUAGUACUGUAAAAGACACAGGCUCCUUCACCUGCAUCUCCUCCAACCCUGCUGGUGAAGCCCACCAGACUGUAGACUUGGUUGUCAUUAAACUCCCACAUAUCUCCAACAACACCAACAACAUCCAAGAGCCUGACCCAGGAUCCUCUGACAUUUCCACAUCCACCCGAAGUGGAAACAAUGGAAGCAAUGUGACUGGCGAUGUAAAGGGUGGGGUAGAAAAGAGGGUGGUGACUGCUGAAGCUACAUCAUCAACCGCAUUGAUCAAGUUUAACUUCCAGAGGAAUAUUCCAGGCAUUCGGAUGUUCCAGAUACAGUAUAAUGGGAGCCAGGAUGACUCACUUGUGUAUCGAAUGAUCCCUCCAUCAAGCAAGAGCUUCCUUGUCAACAACCUAGCAGCAGGAAGCCAGUACGAUCUGUGUGUGCUCGCCAUCUAUGAUGACGUCAUGACCUCCCUGACAGCAACUCGCAUGGUGGGAUGUGUGCAGUUCACCACUGAGUCAGAGUAUAUGAGGUGCCAUUUUAUGCAGUCCCAGUUCCUCGGUGGGACUAUGAUCAUCAUCAUCGGAGGGAUUAUAGUGGCUUCUGUGCUCGUUUUCAUCAUUAUCUUGAUGAUACGGUACAAGGUGUGUAACCCAGGAGACGGUGUUAAAGGCAUGUCACUGUCGCUGACCAACGUUCACUCUCAGGCAAACGGGCAGCACUCGCAAAGGUGCAGUGUGACUCCCAGCACCUCCAAGCAUGGCUCAAUUGGAUUAGAGGACCUCUCAGGAGGUUCAAAGAAGAGGAGUGGAGCAGGAGGAGGCAAUGAUGUGACAACUCUUUCAUCCAACUCAUCCCUGCCAGACUGCUCCACAGCCACCUCUGUUCUCAGCCAGCAGUGGACAAUAGUUGGAGCUGAGGAACAGGAGAAAGUCGGUCAGGAUAGAGCUCGAACCAGUGUCUCCUCACCCGCUGCCACCAGCUCACUUUCCAGGCCAAAGCGUAAGACCGCUCCGAGUAAACCUGGCUCGGCUUGCUCUAACAUCUCAGCUGCCCUGGAGAAUCUCCCUCACCUUCCUUCCUCUUCUGCCUCUACCACCUCCUCCACUCUCCCUCCUCUAGAUACCCUCAACACCAACCGCAACAAUUCCACCUCACUAAAUCAAGCCCAGCCUCCUCCCAUUGCCACCCCUAGUCCACUUCACUCCAUCCGAUAUCGAGAAACACCCAUUCUGCGCCGGGUUCCUCGCGCCCACACCUCCUCCACUGCCAAGUACCAGACUCUCCCUGUGGAGGAGGGAGGGAAGAGCAGGCCGAGGAGAAGAUCCUCCCUCAGUGAAGGAGGCUCAAAGACUCUCUCAUCCCAUCGAGAGAGCGCAGGAGCACCAAAAUUAGGACGUAUAGUGCAGGACAAAAGGAGUCAAUCAAUGAGUGGAAUGGUUUUCUCCAAAGAAAGCGAGGGAGACUCUGAUCGAGGACGCUGUGAUUCUGACUGGAUCUUGGAAAGCACGGUUUAAAUUUAAACAAGACAACAAAAUAUACAUUAUCUAUUGUUGUUUUUUGGGGGGGAUUGUUAUAUUGUAUGUCUGAGUUUUGUUUGUCUGUGUGAGUGAAGUGUAAAGUGAGGCUGUGACAUGAAACAAUGCAGUUUCUUUUGAGGGUGUGACUAUUUAUGUUAAAUUUUGUGCGUGAGCAUGGACAAGGACGAGUGCAUUUCUGGGUGACAAAGGGACAAGACGUCUUAUUUUUCAAGCAUUUAUUUGUUGUCACUGUUUCAAAGAGUUUUGUUGUCAGAUAAUUUUUGUUUCUACUUUGACAGUUUUGUAUCUGUUUGAAAAUCUGUCAUUCAGCAAGUGGAUAUCUUG